AUGUCUUUCGAUAUACCGUUCGGCGAUCAGAUGCGUAUUGCAUUAAGCUAUGUAAAAUUCAAAACUAAUCAGAGGCGCAUGCGCACAAAUGAAAAAGUUGUGACCGACACAAUUUAUGGCAAAGUGAAGGGCGUCAAAUGGCAUUCGGUUUACGGUGGUUCUUAUUAUAGCUUUGAGGGUAUACCCUUUGCCAAGCCACCGAUUGGACGUUUGCGCUUUAGAGCGCCCGAAGAACCCGAGCCGUGGUCGGAUGUACGACGCUGUACGCGCGAGCAUCUUAAGCCAUGCCAAUACAAUAUUAUACUGAAGCAAGUGCAAGGCCGUGAGGACUGCCUCUAUUUGAAUGUGUUCACAAAAACGCUGCAUCCUCAGAAGCCGAUGCCGGUUUUGGUUUGGAUCUACGGUGGGGGUUUUCAAAUGGGCGAAGCCUCGCGUGAUAUGUACAGUCCUGAUUACUUCAUGAUGGAGAAUGUUGUAGUCGUUACUAUCACAUACCGUUUGGGUCCAUUGGGCUUCCUCGUGCUGGAGGACCCCGAGUUGGAUGUGCCUGGCAAUGCCGGUCUCAAAGACCAAGUGAUGGCUUUACGAUGGGUUAAGCGCAAUUGCCAAUUCUUUGGAGGUGAUCCUGAAAACAUCACUGUGUUUGGCGAAAGCGCUGGUGCUGCCUCAACACACUACAUGAUGCUCACCGAACAAACUCGUGAUCUAUUUCACAAGUGUGUCUUAAUGUCUGGUACCGCACUGGCACCAUGGGCCAACAUACCUCAAUACAAUUGGGCUUAUCGAUUGGCAAAAGCCACUGGCUACCGUGGCGAAAAUGAAGAUCGGCAAGUAUUCGAACACUUGCAGCACUGCAAAGCGAGCAGCAUGGUGAAGGUGUGCGAAGAUCUGCUCACCAGUGAUGAGCGUCAUCAGAGGAUGAUGUUCAGUUUUGGACCAACAGUAGAGCCAUACGAGAGCAAACAUUGUGUUAUACCGCGACCGCCUUUGGAAAUGAUGCGUAGCGCUUGGGGCAAUGAAAUACCCUUGCUAAUUGGUGGCAAUAGUUCAGAGGGUCUGCUAAUGUUCACCGAGGCUCGCAAAUAUCCGGAACUAAUGCACAAAUUGAGUAAAGAUGCCACAUAUUUGGUGCCGGACGACGCGAAUGUGAAUGUGGACCAGCGAAAGGAUUACGGUGAGAAGUUGUUGCGUCUACAUUUCGGUGACAAUGAACCUCGUUGGGAAACAGUAUUGCAGUAUGCCGAUAUCUUCUCUUACAAAUACUUCUGGCAUGGCAUCCAUCGUACGUUACUUUCAAGGCUUCAUCACGCCAAUUCGCCUACUUACCUCUAUCGUUUCGAUUUCGAUUCGAAGCACUUCAAUUUCAUGCGCAUCAUCACCUGUGGCCGCAACGUGCGCGGCACCUGUCAUGCUGACGAUCUCUCUUACUUAUUCUACAAUGCGGGUGCCAAGAAGCUGAAACAACGCAGUGCCGAAUUUCGCACCAUUCGCCGAUUGACCACAAUGCUAGUACGUUUCGCCGAAUGCGGCAAUCCAAAUAUACCGAUGAAUGAAGGGCACGACCACAGCUACCAUUAUCACCAUCACCAUCGGCAGCCGGCACACCACGCGCAACCAGUUCAGGCCACUAAUCAAAAUGGCAGUAGCAAUGCGCUUCAAAAUGUGCAACACAAGGCAAAUGGUGAUGGGCACGAACACCAUAGCCGAGAGCUCAGUACGGACGGCAGUUUUGAUGAUAGCGUCAGUGACGGUAUCGAGCUGGCGCUGGAAGUGAAGGCGGCAUUGACGAAAAAUGAAACGCCACCACAAGAGACAUGGUUGCCGGUAUCACGCGACUCGCACAUAUUCAAAUGCUUGAAUAUCUCCGAUGAAUUGGAGGUGAUAGAUUUGCCCGAGGCAGAAAAGUUGCGUUUGUGGGACGAAAUGUACACAGAUAAAACCCUACUCUAUUGAGUUCGUGCUUAUUUCGGGCACGUAAUUACGCUUUCCCGUUUGCUGUGUGGUUUGGUUUGUUGCUUAGCCACUUCGUUUGACAGUCGAGAGAUUGCUUGUAAUGGGUUGGCCGCACGUGAUGUAACUGUAGGCAUGGCGUAUUUAAAUGUGUGUGUUUCAUAGGAAGCCUUUGAAGGUGUUUCAGAAUACAUCCUUCGUAUGUGAUAUUAAGUGGAAAAAUAUACCUAAACUCUGUAUGAUCAGUGUUAGUUAUUUCUGUACUGCUAAGCAGUUCGAACUUUAUUUAUUUAUAUAACAGUUUCAUAUAUUAGCAUAUUUGUAUAUAAACACUAUUUAAAUAAAUAUA
Bactrocera tryoni is the source of this 2299-nucleotide messenger RNA. RefSeq names its product esterase B1. The transcript is spliced from 5 exons. The record is from RefSeq and is a predicted model, not a curated record. The coding region runs from base 1 to 1953 and encodes 650 amino acids. Lineage: Eukaryota; Metazoa; Arthropoda; Insecta; Diptera; Tephritidae.